AUGAUUUCAUCUUUGACCCACCGAUCAUGCAAAUACAAUCUUAAUCUUGAUGAACAAAAACAGGAGCGGACAGCUGGAAUACGAGGAUCUGGGUCUUUCAAUUCACGUCAAGAUGGGUAUCACAAAAACAAGGCCACUUCCUUUGCAAAGAGGCUUCUUUCUAGUUUGUUAAAAUAUCGAAUAAUGGUCCCUGGAAUAAUUAUCAUUAUUUCAAUGGCAUUAACUUGGUUUCUGAGGGAAUUAGCUAUAGAAUUAGUUACAGGAAAAUCAAAAAUGGAAAAGCAAUAUUCUUUGAAUGAGUUCUCAAACGAGAUUAGACAAGCCCUACAAACUAUUCAUUUUCCCAAUAAAAUCAUAGAACAUUUUAAUCCAGACUGGACCAUUGGCUCUUCAGAAGAUGGGUGGAAUGACGAAAGUAUUGGACCUUCAGUCCUCAUGAGUGUAUCGAAAGUUUUUGACAUGAGAUUGGCGCCGGCGCUAUCGCUUGCUUUGUUCAGGCAAAGCCUUGAGAAAUCACAUUUUGAUUACGAUUAUAAAGCUCCGUUUUCCUGGUAUUCAUGGUUAGACCUAGAUAAUAGGCUCACAUACGAAAAUUAUUUCGAAGAAACUUUCAACUUUUCAACUUGUGAAACUUUUAAAGAUUAUUAUAAAUUGUCAUUUCGUCUACCGUGUACAAAUAUUGAGAGUAGACAUGGGAAAUCUAUAGCUUUUUUAAGCCCUAUUCAAGAAGCGUUUCCAGUAAGUGCUAGAAGAAUCAUUGCUGCUUCGUAUUUGGCUCAUUCUGCGCCUCUACCUCAACGAUUAUUAUUUCUCAACGUUGGUGAUAGUCACGAAUCAUUAUCUCUACCAACUAUACCGUGUCAGAAUAUGCGAAACUGCUUAUUAGAUAUGGGGUUAAAUUAUAUCAAUCAGGAGUCUAAUUUUUGUGAAAACUCUUGUAAUGUCACCGUCAACAAGGGCUUGAAUUUUCGAGACCAAAUUAAGAGUUAUUUGACGUUAUUGGAUCAAUUAAGGCUUGAAUUUGGUAACUCCGGUAGGUUUCAUUCUUCCUAUGAUCAGGCAAGAUUAAUUAAUGAUUCAAAAACUCACUUAUAUAAUACUGCACUCACUAAAGCCAAUUUUAUUGUUGAGCUUCCUAUUUUGGAAAAGGAAGCACUUCAAAAAGUUGGCGAAAAUAUGCUCUCAAAAUUAUAUGAUAGAAAUGUGGAUUUUGACUACAGGUUUCUACAAAUGAUCCUGAGUAUGGACCGUGUCAAUCCGCCUAAGUACUUUUAUGAGGCUCUCCUUACUUCAAAAACUCAUGAAGGUGGACAUUAUGACUGGAGGUUUUUCAAUAGAGCAAUCUAUGAUGAUCGUGAGAGGAAUUUGAUUCUUCAUAGGAUCACUAAGGCCUGGUUAACGUUUGCUAAACAAGUAGGACUUAAAACUUGGCUAAUGCAUGGCACAUUAUUGGGUUUUCAUUUUAAUGGCAUGAACAUGCCAUUUGACAAUGAUUUGGAUGUCGUUAUGACCAUGGAUUCAUUGUUGAAGUUAGGAAGAGAGUACAAUCAAACAUUAAUCAUUGACACCUCAAUCAAGCAUAAUAUGAAUGAAUCAUUGGGAAUAGGAUCAUACUUGCUUGAUAUCAAUCCUUCAUACUUGUUGCGUUCUAAAGGAAAUGGUCAAAACACUAUUGAUGCCAGGCUCAUCGAUACCUAUACGGGACUUUACAUUGAUAUUACUGCAAUCGCUAGUACCCUAGAUCAUAAAUUUAACAAACGAUCGUUAAAACACUUCCAACAGGAAUUCAAUCAAAUGUUGGAUCCAAAUUAUGAGGAAAGGAUUAUUUCGAUGGACACCGAAAAUUAUGGUCGCUCUUUGGAUGAUAAAUUAAAACAACUUAUCAAUUAUAAACACGUCUAUAAUUGCAAGAACAACCAUUUUUAUCAAUUUUCUGAUAUUGAACCUUUAAGACAAGUUUAUUUUGAAGGUUUGGAAGCGUACAUUCCUAAUGGAAUUGAGAGAAUUUUGAAUAGGGAGUAUAAUAAGGCUCUUCGAAAAUUUAGAUACAAAAAUUAUAUUUUUAGAAAACAGCUAAGAUUAUGGAUAUCUAUCGAAGACUGUCCUGCGAAAAUCAGCGAUCCUGAGUGUUUAAAGAACCUCAAAGUUGAACGCGAAUUCAACUUAACUAAAGAUUUCACGCAGCUUCAUCAACAAAGCUAUCGACCAUUCCAUGGCAAGAAUAAUGAAAAUCUUUCAAGUUCGAUAUUCAAAGAUGAUCCUUGGUUAUUAGAACUUGCGGAAAUAAUUCAUAGUACAAUAAAAGAAGUGAAAAAUUGGCGGUGA
Messenger RNA from Saccharomycopsis crataegensis, 2325 nucleotides. RefSeq lists its product as uncharacterized. The coding region runs from base 1 to 2325 and encodes 774 amino acids. The transcript has a single exon. The record is from RefSeq and is a predicted model, not a curated record. Lineage: Eukaryota; Fungi; Ascomycota; Saccharomycetes; Ascoideales; Saccharomycopsidaceae.